UAACCUUGCGCAGGGUAUAAAACAUGGCGGUCUUUUACCGGCGAAUUUUCGGACUCUAUCUUUUAUUUAUCUGUUUAUUUCAUAAUUUAAAAAGUGAAGUGCUGUUUUCUCAGGGAAACAAUGAAGUCCAGGUUAAUUAUCCUUUGACCAAAAUCCCACUGCCUGAUGGAUUGACGUACCCGUAUUUUGGUCAAAAUUACAAGAGCCUAUAUGUAUCAAAAGAUGGCUUUGUGGCAUUCUCUGAAUACGCUCGUUACGUCACAAGUCGGAAGUUCACAGUACGGGACGAGAAGAGUGUCAAUGCAGCCGAGGACUAUCCUUUUGUGGCACCCUUUUAUUAUGGAGGUGCACACCUUAAAUCUACUUUAGAAGGGGGAAACGCUUAUCAAGGGAAAAUUUUCUACAAUGUCUUAAAGAAAGGAGAGCGGGGGCAACGCAGAGAAUUGGAAUCUAUUGGGAGAAACAUCACAGAAUCCAUAGCUGGAGUCAGGAACUUUGACCCAAAAUUUGCACUUGUUGUCACGUGGGUAAAGGUCACAGACGAAUACAAUACUGGAGUCAUAAAAUGUACAGACGGUACAGGAAGAAAAUGUCAGGCCAACACAUUUCAAGCUGUUCUUGUGACCGAUGGUAUUCUAAGCUUUGCAAUUUUCAACUACAAAGAUAUGAAGCUUACAUUUCCGCCCUCGACAAACUACCAAGCAGGGUUCAACGGUGGCUACGGACGGGGAUGGAGUCCUGCCAUAUCUAAACAGUUUAUGUCUAAUAUCAGCAUGUUUCAAGCCAGUUCUUACAAAGGGCGCUACAUUUAUCAGAUUAAUGAGGAGCGGAUCAUUACGGGUGGAUGUGACAAUCCUGAUGGCAAAUUACAAGUCGUCCCUGACUCUGCUGGAAUGUUUGGUGGAGAAAUGGUAGAAGUUACCGGCCCUUGUUUCAAGUGGGGUUCAUCUUACUCGUUAUCAUUCGGAAACCGAAGAGAUAAAUCAGAAGACUGUUUGACAGAGGAUUAUGAUCCAACAACACUGAAAGCUCGGUGUGAGAUACCGAUUCUUACAGAGAGCGGACAAGUGACCGUUUUCAUGAAAGCAACGAAUGGUCAAAAAGAGUACAAUACCACAAUAACAAUAGUUUUGCCAAGUCGAAUGCCGACAGAGGAACGUGUACAACUUGUAAACCAAGGUCCAGGAUCCCUAUGGAAUGACACUUCUGCAGCAUCAUUGUAUUUGCAGUGGAACCCGCGAAUUUUGUCUAACCACUCGAAUGCCAAAGUGUCAGUAAAUUUGCGUGGAUAUAGCGAGGAAAAGAAAUCCUGGGACCUCACGAUUCCUAUAACUAAGGAUCCCAUCCCUGUCAGCCGUGGAAGUUACCGAUUCAACACUGAAGACAUCAGCUGUGAUGAACGAUGUCAAGGUUAUGAAGUUGGUGUCAUUGAGGUCAAACUCGAGGAUCCACGAAUGGCCAUCAAAUAUAGAGUGUUACGUAGCAGACCGACAACACUUGGAUGGCUCGUCAGCAGAGGAAUGGUGGCUCGAUACGGAGAUUCCUGGCCGGUCGAGAAGUGCCAAGCCUGGUAUCAAAAAGACAUAAAGGACAGAUCUUGGUUAAAUUUUAUCCCGGCAUGCCCUUGUAAUCUUCAACAGGCUCUUGCAGAUAUUGGAAGAUGGUACAAAGAUCAUGGAUGUAAUCUUUUUAGUAAAAGUCCGCUUAAUUGCGCCCUACACAGUGCUGCUGUUCACUGUGUACGCUCAGUACAACCAAACGUACAUGGAGCAGGAAAUCAGUGUUGCUACAGAGCUGAUGGAACUCUGAUUUACUCAUCUGACUCAUACCAAGGAAGCACUCUUGAUCGAGCCCAAGUACCCUCUAUGUCUCACUGGGUCCAUGACAUAGUCCCCUUCUUUUACUGUUGUAUGUGGACAGGAUUCUCGGCCGACUGUGACAAAUAUAUGGCAGCCCGACCAACUUUGCAAUGCACAGGGUACUCCCCGCCAAAACAAGCAAUGGUUUUUGGUCAAGGGAAUGUUAGAACGUUUGACAAUGAUAGUUACUUUGUGUGUGGAGAGGGAGAUUUUAUAUUACUGGAAUCGACACCUGUUACAAUUGAAGGCCGAUUCCAGAAAUCCCCAUUUAGUCAGAACUACAAUUCCACAAUACUGACUGACGUUGGAAUCCGAUCCGGAAAUGACGUCAUUGAAAUAAGAAUGAAAGGACCCAAUGCAGAUCGUUCGAAACGCAUUUUAGAUGUCCUUGUAAAUGGGGAAUACCAAUUCUUUGAUAAUGGUCCGCUUCAAUGGAAAGACUUCACAGACUCAGUCAUUGUGAACAGCGAUGAUCCUUCCAACACUAAGGAGUCUAAUGUGACAGUGAUAACAAAGAACGGGAUCGGGGUACAAGUGGCAGAAAAUCACCAAAGACUGUCUCUGUUGGUUAUGAUUCCUCCUGGGUAUGAAAGCUCGGGUUUACUUGGUAGAUGGAACAAUGACUCUGUCGACGAUCUAACACCCCGAAAUUCAAAAUUCUCUGUGUUACAUAGAAACCCUAAGGAUAUCUACAGCAAGUUUGUCUUUUCAUGGGCUAUCACCAAAAACAAAGGAACCUUGAGCUCCACAAUCGUUCCUUUCCCAGUGUUUGCCACUAACAAGACGGAUAUGUGUUUCGAACACUCUCAAGAAAUGACUCAAUGUUAUGGUGACAAAUCUUGUAACCAUGACUACUGGACAACAAUGAACAUGACCUUAGCAUACCAAACAAUGCAUUUAUCGUCACGUUACGACCAGAUACAAGAUGAAAGACGACUAGUGCGGUCCUGUGGUCUGUUAGAUGUCCCACAAAGUAUUAAGGAUAAUUAUAACUACAGUCUGGGCAACACCGUGGUGAUCACGGGCUGUAGGCGGGGAGAGUUAACAGGAGAAAAGGUUUACAAAUGUACAGCAACAGGCGAGGAGAAUUCUUAUACGCAAAGCUGGACCCCUGAAGUCACUGCCUCUUGCGAGGGACCUCCUGAGCAGAAUAUAACGAUGAUUAUUGGUAUCGUCGUCGCUAUAGUGGUUGUACUUAUCAUUGUGAUCGUCAUUGCAGUGAUUCUGAAAAAGAAAAGAAGUGGCUCAAUGAAAGGGUCAGGGAAAAAGGAGACAAGUCACGAUACACAACAAUACAGUGUGGUAGCCCAGAAAGAAUAAACAUCACGUGCAAUAUUAAGCCAAUCAGGAGG
Molecule: messenger RNA, 3211 nt
Organism: Saccostrea echinata
Lineage: Eukaryota; Metazoa; Mollusca; Bivalvia; Ostreida; Ostreidae
Product: sushi domain-containing protein 2-like
Exons: 18
Coding region: 24-3179 (1051 amino acids)
Biological process (GO): cell-matrix adhesion
Source: RefSeq, a predicted model, not a curated record